This is a messenger RNA of Lasiosphaeria miniovina, 219 nucleotides long. RefSeq lists its product as uncharacterized. The transcript has 3 exons. The record is from RefSeq and is a predicted model, not a curated record. NCBI's taxonomy places the organism in Eukaryota, Fungi, Ascomycota, Sordariomycetes, Sordariales, Lasiosphaeriaceae. Bases 1 to 219 code for a protein of 72 amino acids.
AUGUUUGCACUAUGCCCCCUUGUAGUCUUUGCCCAGCUCGACGCCCUCGCCAAAGAUGCUGGACUCCUGUACUUCGGCACGGCGGUUAGCCCCAGUGACGGCAGCGACUCGGCGUACUAUAAGCUCGAAAACGACAUCAGAAACUUCGGCCAGUACAACGCCAAGAAGCAGGUUCAGAGCCUAGCACGGCUCAAAGGAAAUCCGGCCAAGGGGGGCUAG